AUUAUAAUAAUUUAAACGUGUCGUAGAUUGAUUUGAAUUAAAUUUUGUCAGACAACGAGAUCUUGAAUUGACACGAAUAAAUAUUUACUCCGCCGUCCGUGACGACGCACCAUUUAAUUAAUUCAAUGACUUUUCUCUGUAAUUACAAGUGCGGGAUGCUCUCAUAAAGUUUUUAACGAAUCAACGAUUUCAAAAGCAGAUUCGGUUUAAGCACAGGCGCGUGUUACAACGUCAGUUUGAAAUUUGGAACUUCGAUUUCACAAAUCCGACUCCGAUAUUUAUCGAGAGAUCGAAGAAAUCGUGGAGUGAUUGCGAUAAGUUGUAAAUAUCAGGGAUCGAGAGAAAAAUCGAUUCAACUCUCGCGCAACGUGGUUAAAUAACACAAAAGUACCGAUUCGCCGAAUCGCAUCUUGGCCACAUACUCGUGCAAUCGUAAACGACACCCGUGCGAUGAAAUGUGCGAAUCGCGAAUGAUACGCGACGCCUUCGGUAUCGGGCAUUUGUUAAACGUAACUCGGUUGUGUGUCGAAGUUCGACGAUCAGCUGCCGCCACGCGUUAACCACGCGGCUGUCGAAUGAAGAUAAUAAGUAAGCUGUGACAAGCGAGCCGAGAGAGUUACGGUGAGAAACGGGCGUCGCGACGCUCAGACGUGCGACGCACCUUAAACCGCACGUACGUACGUGCCUCGUUACAUACGUGGAUACCUACCUUACCGGCCGACGAUUCUCAUUCACGGCACGUCCGUAUUUUCGAGGCCGUUUAUCGAACCGGCGAAAUCGUAUAAACUCAUCCACCGACAUAAUCCGGCAUCGAGGAAAUAGGCUGCAUAAUAUUUUACAAAGCUCGAUUUCGGGUGAGAUUCCAGAAUGUCAUCCUCUGGUAAGCAGCAGCUAACCAGCUCCGACAAGUUGCCGAGUGAAAAAAAUCCGGCGAUUAAUCCGAAGAGGAAUCAAGAUUCGACACCGAAGGCUGAUCCAAUUCCGGCUAAGGGAUCGGUAAACGUCGGUGAGAGGAAGCCCGAGGAAAGUUCCCCGCAAAACGUUGCGCCGGUGAAAAGCCUCGCUGCUACCAAGAAGAUUUCACCGCCGUCCAUCGAUCCGGAGGCUCAUCCACUGGUCCUAGCAACGCAUUUGGUUCCUUCAAUCCCCGUCGGUCUCUUCGAGGUUCUCGCCGAAGCCGUCGAAGCUGCAACUCGACGCCCUGUGAGCCUCGUAUACGAGUCUCGAUCCGACAGACCCGUCGCCAAGGAUAUCGUCGACCUGGCCAUUUUACCGGCGUACAGCGAUUGGAAAGAAGGCGAGCUUUUGCCAGUCACCUUCGUCUUCGCCCACCGAUUAAACGACGGUACGUCGGGUAACGUUUACGUCGACAUUGUCGUCGCCGCUGACCAUGGACCUUACGUCAAGAACAUCUUGGACCUCCGAGGUCACCGAUGCGCCCUGCCGGACCCUCGCCGACGAAGAGGCGCCGCGACGCUUCUUCUCAGCGACCUGCGUUCGAAGGGAGAGAGUCCAGCUUUCUUUGGAAAUACCCUGGAUUCCGGCUCGCAAAUAUCGACGCUGAAAAUGGUGGCGGGAAAACAGACGGAAGUCGGAGUCGUCGAGGCGCCGGUGUUGAAUUUUCACCAAAAACGGACGCCCAGCAUCGGUUCCCUUUUCGUCUUGGGGAGCCUUGGCCCGUUGCCUCCGUACGCGAUCUACGUCAAUAAGUCAGUUUCAGCUGAACUGAGGAAGAAAAUAUCAUCGUACUUGCUCUCCGCGAUGAAAAACGAACAUUGGACAGAACGAUUUUCUCCCUACGGAGUCAUCGGCUUUACGUCGAAUUCCUUGGACGCCUACGUGACCGACGAAGGCGCAGAGGAUGUGCCAACGACCGUUCGUUACUAUUAGAUUUGAUGAUAAUUUAUUGAUUGAAGGAUUGUAGUAGUGUUUGAUUUCAAUAUUUUACAUUGUACUUGUUGUUUUAAUCUCUUUGUUUAAUAUCACACAUUCUUGAGGUUGUCACUGUUAUAUUAAGUACAUGGUACGUUAUACAGCAAAAGACGGACCAACAUCCUCGCCCUUCUGUGCGAUCAAAUCGAAGAAAGCACAGUUAAAUUUUAAUUGACGAAUGAUAUUAAAUCGAACAUAUUCUUCAUUACGUGUACGUAUACUCGUGGCUUAAACUUGGUAU
Messenger RNA from Neodiprion virginianus, 2173 nucleotides. RefSeq lists its product as uncharacterized. Lineage: Eukaryota; Metazoa; Arthropoda; Insecta; Hymenoptera; Diprionidae. The transcript is spliced from 7 exons. The record is from RefSeq and is a predicted model, not a curated record. The coding region runs from base 868 to 1890 and encodes 340 amino acids.